Messenger RNA from Diutina rugosa, 318 nucleotides. RefSeq lists its product as uncharacterized. Lineage: Eukaryota; Fungi; Ascomycota; Pichiomycetes; Serinales; Debaryomycetaceae. The transcript has a single exon. The coding region runs from base 1 to 318 and encodes 105 amino acids. The record is from RefSeq and is a predicted model, not a curated record.
AUGUCGGACGACCAUUCGUGGGUUAGUCAACUCAGAGCACUACCCACACGAGCAAACCAUAUGCUCAAGGUGGAUUACAUCGAUGUCAAUCUCAACAACUCCCGCAAGCUUAUGGGAAACAUCAACCAGCUCGGCGAAACCACCGACCACGCCGUCGACAACCAUCAAGCGUUAGUCGAUGCACUCGCACCCCUCCAAGUGGUGAAUCACGAGCUUGCCUGGCUAACCGCCGAUAUCGGGACACCGCCGCAGCCAUCGCCGGCGCCAGUGGCUGCGGCCAGUAUCGGAGAGAAUGACUCCGGCAGGCUGUCUCAGUGA